AUGUCUACCAACCUCGAUCUUUUCGAGCUUGGUACAAAAUUAGAGCAGGUGAUAAAUGAUGAUAUAGCUGGUAUAUCGAUUUUUAACAACUACCUUCAGAAACGUGUUGAUCUCGAAGAAAUGUUCACGCAAGAAAUAUCUAAUUUUCUAAAUUCGGAUAUGAAAACAAAUUCUCUCUCGAUGACACUUAUUUUAGAUGAAAUGAAUGCAUUACUUAAACAUCACAAAGAAAUUGCAGAAAAUUUAAGACAGCAAUUUAUGCCGCCAAUUAGAAGUUUCCUUCAAUACAUAGUUCGCGAACAAAACGCUUUCAGAAACAGUUUACUAGCUAUAAAUGAUUCAGUUAAAUCAGUUAAUAAAAAAUUAAACAUUGCAAAAAGUCAAUUAGACAAAGCAAACCUAGAUGUACUUCAUUACUCAGCAGCACGAGGUGAUAAAUCUCGUAGAACAGUCAAAGAACUUGAAAAUGAUCUCGAAAAAAUCAAAAAAGAACAAGAAGAUACAAUUAAAAACAUCCAAGAAGUACAAUAUCCAAGACUCAUGGAUAACAUAAGCGAAUUAGAUUUCUCAGUACGUACUACAAUCAAAAAUUCUAUAAUAAACUUUGUACAUAAUGAAAUAUCAGUUUCAGAAAAGUCUCUUGAUGCUUUAAAGACAGUUGCAAUAUCAGCAGAGAGAUACGAACCAGCGGCAGAAACUCAGAAGAUUGCUAAAGCCCUUGGAUUUGGCUCAAAACAGAAAAGUAUCUUUGCAAUUGCUCUUUGUAACUUUGAUGGAGCUGAUGACACAGAUCUGCCUUUGUACAGAGGCCAACUAGUUGAAAUUAUUAGGCAGCAUCCAAGUGGUUGGUGGGAAGGCGAAGCUGGAGGAAGAAAAGGAUUAUUCCCAAUGACAUUUGUUGAACCAUUGGUUGAUAUUUCCAACGGUGCUUUGAUAGUAGAAGAGAACUUUGAGGUUGACAAGAAGUGGGAUGCCCAGAAUCCUGGCCAGAUAUCAUUAGAUUUCGGAGAUAUUGUUCAUGUUUAUUCGAUUUUUAAUGAUAUGUGUAAUGGAUACAACAUAGCGAAUGGACAACAUGGGUUAUUCCCUACUAAGGUAAUUAAAUUUGUUAAGAACUUUAGAUUGUAA
Molecule: messenger RNA, 1128 nt
Organism: Trichomonas vaginalis G3
Lineage: Eukaryota; Parabasalia; Trichomonadida; Trichomonadidae
Product: BAR/IMD domain-like family
Exons: 1
Coding region: 1-1128 (375 amino acids)
Molecular function (GO): protein binding
Source: RefSeq, a predicted model, not a curated record